AUGUGUUCUGGGUCUUCUACAGGUGUUGAAGUUUCAAAGUUUCAAGCUGUGUACUCCUUGAAAUUAAGAAUUCAAACGGUUGGUGUGAUCUUUGUGACUUCGACCGUGGCGUACUGCGGCCAGGGCCAGAAGGUGCAGAAGGUGAUGGUGCAGCCCAGCAACCUUAUCUUCAGAUACUUGCAAAAUAGAUCUCGAAUUCAGAUGUGGCUGUAUGAACAAGUGAAUAUGUGGAUAGAGGGUUGUAUUAUUGGCUUUGAUGAAUACAUGAACCUCGUAUUAGAUGAUGCAGAAGAAAUUCAUUCUAAAACAAAGUCAAGAAAACAACUGGGUCGGAUCAUGCUCAAAGGAGAUAAUAUCGCUCUGCUCCAAAGUGUUUCCAACUAGCAGUGGUCAAGCAU
This is a messenger RNA of Rattus rattus (black rat), 398 nucleotides long. RefSeq names its product small nuclear ribonucleoprotein E-like. The record is from RefSeq and is a predicted model, not a curated record. Gene Ontology annotation, biological process: mRNA splicing, via spliceosome; spliceosomal snRNP assembly. The transcript has 2 exons. The coding region runs from base 1 to 384 and encodes 127 amino acids. Gene Ontology annotation, cellular component: U1 snRNP; U4 snRNP; U2 snRNP. Gene Ontology annotation, molecular function: RNA binding. Lineage: Eukaryota; Metazoa; Chordata; Mammalia; Rodentia; Muridae.